ACGCGGACGGCCGCCAGUUGGCUAACGAACGACAUCGACUCGACACGGGAAGCUUCGCGGUCCGCGCCCUCCCCCUUACCUACCACCCCUACCCCGAAGACACACACGAUCUGACGGGGACGACUAUCGAGACAAUUCGGUGGUCACGAAGAAAAUAAGCUGGUUGAAAGUCACCCAGCUAAGCGUCUCUCUGCUCGCUCGUUACUUCUUUGUCUUUUUUUUUUUUCCUUUUCUUUUCUUGUUGUUCGGCGCGUACGUAAUUCCUUUUAGCUCCGUCGGCUAACUGAGCUCGCUGGAAAAGAGAAGGCCCGGGGCGUCGCGUUGUGUGUGUGUGUGUGUGUGUGUGUGUGUGUGUGCGUGCGUGUGUGCGUGCGUGCGUGAGAGACACUUGCGUCGGUUCAUUCGGAGCGAGGCCCCGGCAGCGUCUUGACAUAUCACGGCCGGCCUUCAUCGCUCGGAUCGGCUCCCAGCAGCAGCAGCCCGACGGAAGGAUGGCUUUGAAACGGAUUAACAAGGAGCUUCACGACCUGGCUCGCGACCCACCGGCGCAGUGCUCCGCCGGCCCCGUUGGUGAUGACAUGUUUCACUGGCAAGCCACAAUCAUGGGCCCUAGUGACAGUCCAUAUCAGGGAGGUGUUUUCUUCUUGACUAUUCAUUUUCCAACAGACUAUCCCUUCAAACCACCCAAGGUUGCGUUCACGACGAGAAUCUACCACCCAAAUAUUAACAGUAACGGCAGUAUCUGUCUGGACAUUCUCAGAUCACAGUGGUCUCCAGCACUUACCAUUUCUAAAGUUCUUCUCUCCAUUUGCUCGCUGCUAUGCGACCCCAACCCCGACGACCCGCUAGUGCCAGAGAUUGCACGAAUCUACAAAACAGAUAACUCCAAGUACACCAAAAUGGCAAAAGAAUGGACACAAAAAUAUGCAAUGUGAUGGAGGGAAAAAAAUUGUCUUGUGGGGGGUUUGGUGCAUUUUUUUUUGGUUCAGACUGAAAAAAAAGUUUCUUUUUUCACUCAUAUUUUUUUUUGUUUAAUGCAGAGCAUUUUAAACCCCUCCCCUUCUCGUUUAUUUGUUUUUCUCUCCUUCACCCGUGCACUAAUAGAGUUUUUCUCUCAGGACACGCGGUGACAGUUUUCCCAAGGAAUUUUUUUUUUUCUUCUCCAUUGUUGCAAACGCACACAAAACAGUUUGAGCAUGCACCAUUAGCCAUCACACACACAGAUUAAUUUGGCAAACAAAAGAACUACCUGAGAACCUGGCUUCCUGUGACCAGAAAGCUGCGUCGUGCCAUUAGCAUAGGAAGCAGUUAGCCGCGGAAAAAAAGCGUGUACAGAAGAAGCACUGCAGUUCGGAGAUCAAAAUAUUAAGUACCUCAAUGUUGUAUUUUAUGCAUGUUAAUAAAAAAAUAAUAAUGGUAGGCUACUAUAUCCAAUACACGGAAGAAUUUGGUUGCCCCCUCCGAGGCGUUGGAUGACUUCUUUUUUUUUUAUUUUUUUUUUUAUUUCCCCCCCGAUCUCUAGAAGCCAGUUAGAUGAGCGUUUGGCUUGCGCCCCACACACAAACUGUUUUCUUGUAGCCCCCCACAAACUAUGUAUAAUGUUACGCCGACGGUUGAUCAUCAACUCGCGGCUCUGUUUUUAGUUUUCCCUUCAAUAAAGUUCAACCAUAAAUGUGCU
Messenger RNA from Phycodurus eques (leafy seadragon), 1678 nucleotides. RefSeq names its product ubiquitin-conjugating enzyme E2 D3-like. The record is from RefSeq and is a predicted model, not a curated record. Gene Ontology annotation, molecular function: ubiquitin conjugating enzyme activity. Bases 492 to 935 code for a protein of 147 amino acids. Gene Ontology annotation, biological process: ubiquitin-dependent protein catabolic process; protein polyubiquitination. NCBI's taxonomy places the organism in Eukaryota, Metazoa, Chordata, Actinopteri, Syngnathiformes, Syngnathidae. Gene Ontology annotation, cellular component: nucleus. The transcript is spliced from 7 exons.